GCGGAGGGGCGGCUGGUGAGGAGCUGGAGGACGGCGACGCGAGGCCACGGUGGGGGAAAUCCGAGGCUCCGGCUGGGAAACCAUGGGGAGAUGCAAUGGGAGAUGUACGCUGGUCGGAUUCUGCUGCCUGCAGCUGGUCGCGGCGCUGGAGAGGCAGAUCUUUGAUUUCCUGGGCUACCAGUGGGCACCCAUCCUGGCUAAUUUUUUACACAUCAUGGCCGUUAUUUUGGGUAUUUUCGGGACCAUCCAGUACAGAUCCAAAUACCUCAUGAUGUACGCGGUGUGGCUGGUGCUGUGGGUCGGCUGGAACGCCUUCAUCAUCUGCUUCUACCUGGAGGUCGGACGCUUGUCACAGGACCGAGACUUCAUCAUGACCUUCAAUACCUCACUGCAUCGCUCGUGGUGGAUGGAGAAUGGGCCGGGCUGCCUGGUGACGCCGGUGAUGAACUCCAACCUGGCACCCGAGGACCAUCACGUCAUCACUGUCAGCGGCUGCCUGCUCGACUACCAGUACAUCGAGGUAGUGAGCAGCGCCACGCAGAUAUUCCUGGCGCUCUUUGGCUUCGUCUACGCCUGCUACGUCAGCAAAGUGUUCCUGGAGGAGGAAGACAGCUUCGACUUCAUCGGCGGGUUUGACUCCUACGGCUACCAGGCGCCACAGAAGACGUCACACCUACAGCUACAGCCGCUCUACACAUCCGGGUAACCUCCUCCUGCCCUGGAUCCGGCCCCGGUGCGGGAGCCAGAGGCGACAGGACCCCCCCGGAGCGAACUGUCCCACACCCCAUGACACGACCCCCCUGGCGAGGGAGGGGACACGACGCCGAGCCACCCGGUCCCCUCCUGCCUCCCUGCACCCCACAAGACCCCCAGGAACGGAGCCGGGAGCUGCACACCCAUCCCACCCUGGAUACCUCCGAGCCCCAACCACCCACCCACAGCAGGAUCGGGGUGGGGGGGGCUGGAUACGGGGGGACCCCCCCAAGUGGUGCCACCCCCCCCCCCAGGCUCCCACGCCCUCCCACAUGGGGACACGCGGGGAGGUGGCAUUGCUCACCAGACACCGUUUCCUUCUGUUUCUCCCAGCCUGGUUUUUCCUCGGAGCAGCGGAGCCCUUCCCGGUGUGCCGGGCAGGAGGGGGGGCCCGGAGCGGGAUUGGGGCAAAAACCAGCCGGUUUGGAGCAAACUGGGACUGGGGGCAGGGGACAAACAGCGCUUUGGGGGCAGCGGGGCACAGGAAGCAGCUUCGUCCUCCGCGGGAUUGGGACAAUUUCCCGAAACGCCAGUCUGGGAGUCAGGCUGGCCCCAAAAACGGGGGUUUGCUCCCAGAAGGAAUUUUCCAGCCCCCCUGGCUGGCUGAAGCAGCGUCCAAGGGGCUCGAUCCGGGAUGCUCCCCUCGCCCCGAGGAGCUGGGUCCGGCCGUCAGCAUCUUGCCUCGACCACCCCCCAGAUCUGGGGACAUGGGGGGGACACACAGCACCCCGAAACCCCCUCUGCAGGCCUCCCCCCCAUCCCUCCCACAUUUUGGGGGGGGAUCUUGCUCAAACUUGGCAAUACCGACGCUGCUUUCGACACAGCCCCUUGCCGGCUGUUUUAACGAAUCUAAUGAAUGUUUUGGGUUGGUUUUUUUAAUUAUCGUUUUGGGGGUUUUUUUAAUUUAAAGUGCCUGAGCAGACUCUGGCUGAGCACAAACCCCCCCCCAAGGCCGACAUCGUGCCUUCACCUCUGCCCGCCCCGGGGGCUGCCUGGUGCCCCCCAACCCCUCACCCGGGGAGGGGGGGCAGCUCUCCAAACCACCCCCCAGCCCCUCCAUACGUUCGGGGGCUCGGUGGCAAAUCCAUCCGUCCGGUUCAGCGGCAGAAGAGGCGACGUCGGCGCGUGGGGAACG
Molecule: messenger RNA, 1888 nt
Organism: Grus americana (Whooping crane)
Lineage: Eukaryota; Metazoa; Chordata; Aves; Gruiformes; Gruidae
Gene: NKAIN1
Product: sodium/potassium transporting ATPase interacting 1
Exons: 7
Coding region: 83-706 (207 amino acids)
Biological process (GO): regulation of sodium ion transport
Source: RefSeq, a predicted model, not a curated record